AAUAGCAAAAAGAGAAAAAAAAGUCGCUCUCUUUCUCUUAAAAUUCUCGCCUUUUCUUUUCGUCCGAAUCCAGAGAAACCCAUACGCAAAUAUCCUCUACGUGUUCUCCUUUCACGAUUUUCUCGAGUUUUCUCGCAUUUUCCUCCCACCUUUUAAUUUUUGUUUUUACCUCGGACUUUCUUUUUCAAAACUUUCUUCUCUCCUAACCAUUCUCGGUCGCUCAACUGUUCAGUUCUGAGUGGUGAUAUCAAUAUCGGAAAAUCCAGGAAAAAAGAAAAACGGUGUAGCUUUUCAACAAAAUUGCUUAGUUGAGAUUCGCUUUUUCUCUUUUUUUGGCAUCUGUAUAGGUUUGAAUUGGAUUUGCAAAGAUUCAUGGACUUCUGGAAUUCUUGAGUUUUCCCAAAAACCCACCAUGGAUAUCGAAUCAGGAACUUAUCAGAACAUCGUCAAGAAGGAAUCGUGGAGAACAGUAUUGACAUUAGCGUAUCAGAGCUUAGGAGUUGUAUACGGAGAUUUGAGUAUAUCUCCUUUAUACGUCUACAAAAGCACAUUCGCUGAAGACAUUCAUCACUCUGAGUCCAACGAAGAGAUCUUCGGUGUCUUGUCUUUCAUCUUCUGGACAAUCACUCUCGUCCCUCUCUUCAAAUACGUCUUCAUAGUCCUCAGAGCAGACGACAAUGGCGAAGGAGGCACUUUCGCUCUCUACUCGCUCCUCUGUCGACACGCCCGAGUCAACUCGCUCCCGAGUUGCCAGCUGGCAGACGAGCAGCUCAUCGAGUACAAGGCCGACUCGAACGGAUCGUCGUCGGCGAUUCCUCAAUCGGGUUUCGCGGCGAGCCUGAAAUCUACGCUUGAGAAACACAGGGUGUUGCAGAAGAUUUUGCUCGUUCUUGCUUUGAUUGGGACUUGUAUGGUGAUUGGUGAUGGUGUUCUUACGCCUGCAAUUUCCGUUUUUUCGGCAGUAUCAGGUGUUGAGCUUUCAAUGUCCAAGGAGCAUCACAAGUACAUAGAAGUCCCUGCUGCUUGUAUAAUUCUGAUAGGUUUGUUUGCGCUCCAGCAUUACGGCACACACAGGGUCGGGUUCUUGUUCGCACCGGUGAUUCUGUUGUGGCUAAUGUGCAUCAGCACUAUCGGUGUUUACAACAUUUUCCAUUGGAAUCCGCACGUGUACCAAGCGCUCUCUCCUUAUUACAUGUACAAAUUCCUCAAAAAAACUCAAAGUAGAGGUUGGAUGUCUCUUGGUGGUAUCUUGCUCUGCAUUACAGGCUCCGAAGCAAUGUUUGCUGAUCUCGGUCAUUUUUCUCAGCUCUCGAUCAAGAUUGCUUUUACAUCACUUGUUUACCCGUCCUUGAUACUUGCCUACAUGGGACAAGCAGCUUAUCUCUCACAGCAUCAUGUUAUCGAAAGCGAUUACAGAAUCGGUUUUUACGUAUCUGUACCUGAGAACCUAAGAUGGCCAGUUCUUGUUGUUGCCAUACUCGCUGCUGUUGUUGGAAGUCAAGCAAUCAUCACCGGAACAUUCUCCAUCAUCAAACAAUGCUCUGCUUUAGGAUGCUUCCCAAAAGUCAAGAUCGUUCAUACUUCAUCCAAAAUCCACGGUCAGAUUUACAUCCCUGAGAUUAACUGGCUCUUGAUGAUCCUCUGUUUAGCUGUCACCAUCGGUUUCAGAGACACCAAGCGCUUGGGCAAUGCUUCAGGUUUGGCGGUUAUAACGGUUAUGCUGGUGACGACAUGUCUGAUGUCACUAGUGAUCGUACUCUGCUGGCACAAGAGCGUCGUCUUUGCAAUAGCCUUCGUCGUGUUCUUCGGCACAAUCGAAGCUCUCUACUUCUCAGCUUCGCUAAUAAAGUUCCUCGAAGGCGCGUGGGUUCCAAUCGCUCUCGCCUUAUGCUUCUUAGCCGCGAUGUGCACGUGGCACUACGGGAACCUGAAGCGUUACGAGUUCGACGUGCAGAACAAAGUCUCGGUCAACUGGCUACUCAGCCUCGGUCAAACACUCGGGAUCAAACGCGUACGUGGCAUCGGACUAAUCCACACGGAGCUCGUCUCAGGCGUCCCUGCGAUAUUCUCUCAUUUCGUCACCAACCUCCCUGCUUUCCACCAAGUCCUCGUGUUCCUCUGUGUUAAAUCCGUUCCCGUCCCGCACGUACGGGCCGAGGAACGGUUUUUAGUGGGCCGAAUGGGCCCGAAACAGUUUCGGAUGUACCGGUGCAUUGUCCGGUAUGGGUACAGGGACGUACACAAAGACGAUGUUGAGUUUGAAGGCGAUCUUGUUUGUAGCAUUGCGGAGUUUGUACGUUCUGAAGCUGCGAUGGCUACAGAGACCAACGAAGAAGAUGAAAGAAUGUCUGUCGUUGGAACUUGUUCCACGUACAUGCAAGGAGUGGAGGAUCAAGGAGGAAGCGAGCAAGACGACCUGGACAAGCCUGGGACAUCGGAGAUUCGAUCGCCGAAGGUGAAGAAGAAGAAGAGCAAGAUCAAGAAGAAGGUGAGGUUUGUUGUGCCGGAGACUCCGAAGAUAGAGAAGGAGACGAGGGAGGAGCUGAUGGAGCUAACGGAGGCGCGUGAGGGAGGUGUGGCUUAUAUAAUGGGAAACGCGUAUAUGAGAGCGAAGCAAGGAUCAGGGUUAGUGAAGAGAAUCGCCAUUAACGUUGGAUAUGAGUUUAUUAGGAGGAACACUAGAGGUCCAAGAACCGCACUUACUUCCCCGCACGCGUCUACGUUAGAAGUUGGUAUGAUCUACCAUGUCUAAAAAGAGGGGGAUUUUUCGUCUUUUGGUUUUAUGUACAUGAUUUUUGUUUUGUGUUGAUUGGCUGAAAAGUGAAAUUAGGAUAUUAGCUCAAGAAAUUUUGUCCUUUGUAUGGGUUUAGGUUUUGCUAAAGGGGUAAUUAAUCCUCCCUAAUUAGAGCCGGAUAGAGAGUUCAUUUUUCAUAUUUUCUUUAAAAACAAACUUGUGUACAAAUGAUACUAUGUUUUGUCUAUACCAUAUUGUGAUUACU
Eutrema salsugineum is the source of this 2999-nucleotide messenger RNA. Its product is annotated as potassium transporter 6. Gene Ontology annotation, cellular component: membrane. Bases 413 to 2752 code for a protein of 779 amino acids. Gene Ontology annotation, molecular function: potassium ion transmembrane transporter activity. Gene Ontology annotation, biological process: potassium ion transmembrane transport. The transcript is spliced from 6 exons. Lineage: Eukaryota; Viridiplantae; Streptophyta; Magnoliopsida; Brassicales; Brassicaceae. The record is from RefSeq and is a predicted model, not a curated record.